AUGACCGCUGUGCCGAACCGAUGUCCCCGGGACUUUGCGCAAGUGGUUGGUGUUGGGCCAUCCGCUGCGUUGGAGUGUUCGAUGUUUCCGCAGCUGGAGUACAGGAAAUUCCCAAGCCAGCAGGAUGACAACAUACCAACACGGGCAGGUGACGUUGGAAAGUUGGAGUCCACCACGAAUCCAGCUCUCCAUGCAACCCCAGUGAAAUUCGCCUGCACACUCUGCACAAUUAAGAUAGGCCGUAUCAUCAGAGUCAUGCUCCAGGCAGAUACUGCAAUCUACAUCGGAGAUCUGGCGGCCCUUACGGAACGUGCGAAGCGUCACCGCAUGAACUCGACCAUUCUCCGGCUGAGAGAUGGCCACAGAAGCCAGCCGGGAAGUUGA
This is a messenger RNA of Aspergillus pseudoviridinutans, 384 nucleotides long. RefSeq lists its product as uncharacterized. The transcript is spliced from 2 exons. The coding region runs from base 1 to 384 and encodes 127 amino acids. The record is from RefSeq and is a predicted model, not a curated record. NCBI's taxonomy places the organism in Eukaryota, Fungi, Ascomycota, Eurotiomycetes, Eurotiales, Aspergillaceae.